AGUGAUUCUCCGGAAGCAGCGUGGUUGCUUCCCUGCCCUGGCCAGGCUGAGCCCGCUGAACCGCUGACAAGAUGCAGUCAGAUGAUGUUAUCUGGGAUACACUAGGAAACAAGCAAUUUUGUUCCUUCAAAAUAAGAACCAAGACUCAGAGUUUUUGCAGAAAUGAAUACAGCCUGACUGGACUGUGUAAUCGGUCGUCCUGUCCCCUGGCAAACAGUCAGUAUGCCACUAUCAAAGAAGAGAAAGGACAGUGCUACUUGUAUAUGAAGGUUAUAGAACGAGCAGCUUUCCCUAGGCGUCUCUGGGAACGGGUCCGGCUUCAUAAAAACUAUGAGAAAGCACUGGAGCAAAUAGAUGAAAAUCUGAUUUACUGGCCCCGUUUCAUUCGACACAAAUGUAAGCAGAGAUUCACCAAGAUCACCCAGUACCUAAUUCGAAUUCGAAAACUUACACUAAAGCGACAGAGGAAACUUGUUCCUUUGAGUAAGAAGGUGGAACGGAGGGAAAAAAGAAGAGAGGAAAAGGCAUUAAUAGCUGCUCAGCUGGACAACGCCAUCGAAAAGGAAUUGCUGGAGAGACUGAAACAAGAUACGUAUGGCGACAUCUACAACUUCCCCAUCCAUGCCUUCGACAAGGCCCUGGAACAGCAGGAGACAGACAGUGACUCUUCAGUUGCUGAGGAAAAAGAUGAUGAAGAAGAUGAAGAAGAUGUGGGAAAAAGAGAGUUUGUGGAAGAUGAUGAAGUUGAUGAGAGUGACAUAAGUGAUUUUGAGGACAUGGAUAAACUGGACGCCAGCGGUGAUGAAGAUCAGGAUGAUAAAUCCUCCAGUGAGGAAGAAGAAAAGGCCGUUGACACUAAACACAAUGGCAAAGCACCCUUGAAAGGACCUUGGAGGAGGAAAAAAGCAUAUGUAGAGAUAGAGUACGAGCUGGAGACAGAGCCCGAGGCCAAGGCCAAAACCACGUGAUUUCCCUUCAGACGUUUAUAAACAGGACUGGACAUCUUGAACUUCUUCCCUUUUUUUUAUCUUAAACACAUACACACGGGCUUCCCUGGUGGCGCAGUGGUUGAGAGUCUGCCUGCCAAUGCAGGGGACACGGGUUCGAGCCCUGGUCUGGGAAGAUCCCACAUGCCGCGGAGCAACUAGGCCCGUGAGCCACAACUACUGAGCCUGCGCGUCUGGAGCCUGUGCUCCGCGACAAGAGAGGCCGCAAUAGUGAGAGGCCCGCGCACCGCGAUGAAGAGUGGCCCCCGCUUGCCGCAACCAGAGAAAGCCCUCGCACAGAGGCGAAGACCCAACACAGCCAUAAAUAAAUAAAUAAAUAAAAAUUAAACUUUAAAAAAAAAAAAAAAAAAAAAAAAAAAACACAUACACACUUCUAGGUUUUGCUCUUUAUCUUGUUUUUAACACAAUAUUUGUGUUUUUAAUAUUUAUGCUACUUCUGUGGGGCAAAAAAUCUGGGAGGGAGUGGAGAAAAGCCUAAAUUGUGAACAGAGUAUUUUUAUAGCAUUGUUACAUGUGCUGAAGUAACAGCUUGAGCCCAAGAAACGUAACAGAUGAGUUUGUGGGUGUAAAUAUUUCUAAAUUUUAAAUGCUACCCACCCGUUUCCUUGGUAUCCUCCCCCUGCAUUCCUCCCCCUCCCCCCUUUAUUUAGAAAUGUCCAGACUUCAAUUUUUUCAUGUUCUCUUUUCCCUACUUCUAUGGGAGUAAAAAGGAAAGAAGGAAAAAGAAGAUCUAAGUUAUAAUGUUUAAUAUAAAUAUACCUUUUUCCUGAAAUAAUUCCAUUUAAAACAACUGGAACAGAAAGAAAAUCUUGUCCUCUUCAGGAAAGUAAUACAAGUCUUAAGUUGCAUUGUAGGGAGCGCCUUCAGAAACCUGCUGCACUCUUCGGAUAUAGUUCCCCACCUUAUUGUCUUCACAGCUUUGGGGGAUUUUAGCCAGGAGACCCUGAAACAUCAAACCAAACAGUCUUUGUUUUUUUUUUUUUUGUUUGUUUGUUUGAUAUGUGUUUUCCUUCUACCUUGGUUGUUCUUUCUUGGUACCAUACUCAAAGAAGGGAAGGACGGAUGACACUAGGGCACAGUUCACAGAACAGGUGUAACUUUAGAAACGGAAAUGUCCUACUGGAGCACAAAGAAGCAGCUUACUACCAGUCAGGGUGAAUCAGAUUAAAUCUAGGGCUUGAAAAGUGGCCAAGAUUAAAAAGCCAAGAUGAAAUAAUUUGAAUAAACCAUGCUACCCCUAAAUAUUUUUAGGAUAUGAAUUUCUUUUCAUGCUGCCUUAUAACUUUCAAUUGAAGAUUUCUAAAUGGGGUAAGAAAUGAGACAAUAAUUUAUAAAUUAUGUAUACGUGGACACACAGCUAUUAUAUGCUAUGGCUUUGAGAAGUUAACUUCUGCGGAAUAUGAGACCAAAGGAAGAAUUCCCACGUGGAUAAAUAAGCAUGUGGAAAACACAGUUGCCUCUGAAAAAGUGGAAACAUUUCUGGUAACUGAAUUACUUAUUCUACCUAAAUUAUUACUCCUUGGUGGUUUAUAGCCCAUUAUUUCAACCUUUUUAUUUUUUCACUCAGACCACUAGAACAGAACUUAAAUUUUACAAAUUCUUGAUCAUGAUCCUUUUGCCCAUUCUCUGUCCUGGCUCCAGAAAUAUCCACUGAUCCUCUUGCCUUUCGGUCUAAACAGUUCUGAAUAGCUUUAAAGGAAGAAUAAGGUAUUAAUCAAACUCCAUUGAAGGCUAGAAGGCUCAGAGGUAGAAACGCGAACCCCCCAUGUUCACUUACAGACGUGGUCAGGCACGUAAAUGUAAAUUAGAAUCACAGGAAUUACCUGAGGAUGAAGAAGCCUAUCUGAAACCAAGUCGCAGACUGUCCCUUACCUUCACCUGUCCUUGAGAGCAGCGGUCCAGGAGAAUCAGGCAGUCUGUGGCCUCUUCUAACAAGGCGCUCUUAACAGAUUCGGGUGUGAGGCUUGAAUCCGUUGCUACGUCACAUAUCAGUUUCAAGAGAGCCUUCAGUAAGACCACAAGUCUACAGGGAACUCUGGAAUCAAGAAGAAAAAUGAUAUUCAGACUCCGAAUCAGGUUAUUAAAACUGAAAGAGACUUCAAAGGCCAUCCAGUAGAAAACCCUCAUUUCAUAAAUGAAGGAACUGAAGUCAAAAUUUAAGACCACAAGCUGGAAGCAGAACUACAGACCAGACUCCAGAUUUCUGAACUUUAAGGCCCUUGUUUUUUUCUACAGCACGCUGCCCAUACACACUGACAUUCUGGCCUGCCCAGGGAUACCUAGUUUCCUUCCAGAAGCAUGGUCCUACCGUAAGGAAACAGCCCCUCCUGGAAAGGGAGAACUGGGACCUUCCUUACCAGGGGCCUAUACUUUUGACCAGAGAACAGGAAAUGGCCCAUAGUUCUUUAGCUUUGAUGCGGUCUUAGGCCUGGAGAUUAAAAAUACAGUGAGGGAAAUAAGCUUGGCUUUUGAGACUUGUCAGUUUGAGUUUUCUGUCACUAUAUUUCUAGAUCCUAGACUACCACCAGUUAGGCCCAGUCUAUUUACUUCUACUUAGUGUUUCUAAAAGUUUUUAUGAUAAUGAUUACACAAAAUUGUAAAUGCACUUAAUGCCACUGAAUUGUACACUUUAAAAUGGUAAAUUUUAUGUAUUUUUUAACCACAAUAAAAAGCCUUAAGGAAGCUGAAAAAUAA
This is a messenger RNA of Balaenoptera ricei (Rice's whale), 3701 nucleotides long. It is a transcript of the gene MAK16, whose product is annotated as MAK16 homolog. The transcript has 10 exons. Gene Ontology annotation, biological process: maturation of LSU-rRNA; maturation of 5.8S rRNA. Lineage: Eukaryota; Metazoa; Chordata; Mammalia; Artiodactyla; Balaenopteridae. Gene Ontology annotation, cellular component: preribosome, large subunit precursor; nucleolus. The record is from RefSeq and is a predicted model, not a curated record. The coding region runs from base 72 to 968 and encodes 298 amino acids.